This is a messenger RNA of Zasmidium cellare ATCC 36951, 495 nucleotides long. RefSeq lists its product as uncharacterized. The record is from RefSeq and is a predicted model, not a curated record. Lineage: Eukaryota; Fungi; Ascomycota; Dothideomycetes; Mycosphaerellales; Mycosphaerellaceae. The transcript has 2 exons. Bases 1 to 495 code for a protein of 164 amino acids.
AUGUUCUGCCGACGACUGCCCACUCUGCUCCUGAACCUCUCCGUCCUGGCUCUAGCAACACCAGAAACCUACCCACCAUGGCAGAAGCCACACUGCAAGCAUCCAUCGGUCGUCAGCUGCUGCGAGUCCUUCUUCACAGGCAACGACGCGCCACCAGGACUCGGCAUAAACCUCGCCUGCUUCGAUCUAGGCCCCACGGACCUACAAUGCGUAUACUCCGAAACGAACGGCAAAGCCUACGACUACUGCAUCGGCACCUGGGCCUGCUGCGAAGUCGACGUCCUCUCCACCGUCGCGAUCCAUUGCACGACGCCCGCGAAUGGAGGUGCGUGUGCUGGUUUCAGCGUCAGCGACUGCACGAAUGUUGGGGUCCGAUGGCCUAGCUGUCUCUGGGGCCCUUCUCUUGAUGUUGGCGCGAAUGCUUUUGAUAAUGUUUUGGGGGAUACGGUUGUUGAUCGGAUUCAUAGUGGUGGGAAGCCGUCUGGACCGCACUGA